This is a messenger RNA of Paramuricea clavata, 3355 nucleotides long. NCBI's taxonomy places the organism in Eukaryota, Metazoa, Cnidaria, Anthozoa, Malacalcyonacea, Plexauridae. The record is from the annotation of a GenBank genome assembly.
GAGGCUAUGUUAUGACAUGGGAUAUUGAAAAUUUCCUUGAAAAUUUAUCUGGUAGCAAGGAUGUGGAGACGAACGAUAAUUUAGUAUGUCGUAUGCUUGUGUUCGGGGGACCAAUGAGAAAGUUCAAUUGGCCGUGAUAACUUUGAGUUUGAAAUCGAUUUAUUAUCUUGCAGAGAAGUGUCGAUCAAGUAAUUUACUGGCGAGCACAUUUGAAUAAAAUUGUAGCGAUUGAACAAGUCAAAGAUAGCGAUGUUCUAAUAACCGCCUCUGUCGAUUCAUCUGUCAGGUAAUAAUAUACCACCACUGAUCUCACAAGAUGACUGGACCAACUAUAAAGCCCCAUACAGGACAAGUUUACUUUCCGCGUUUGUUCGGUCAACAAGUUUUCCUUGACAAGUUUUGUUGUACAUGUUGCAUUUCUUGCACACUUGUCAAGUUUUCCUUGUCGGUCGUACACACGAACACAUUUUCCUUGUCCGCUCUGUUUGCCAAACCAUAGUCCUAGAAGUAUUUCUUGUACACUUGUUGUCAAGUUUUCCUUGACGGCCGUACAUACGAACAAAUUUUCCUUGUCCAAACCACAGAGUAGAGACAUACAGAGACGUAACUAGUGUACCCACGUUUUUUGUGCGCAUGCUCGGCAAGUUACUAGAUGCAUGCAUCUGAUUGGAUGACGACUCAAUUUAAACUGGCUGAACACGCGCAGUUGAUCAUUUUUCGCCCGGUCGCCUGAAAAAAAAGUGGGACAACGGUCAGUUACGUCUCUGUAUGUCUCUACUCUGUGUCCAAACGUUGGCAUGACUAGCGUUGGAACAAGGCUCUUUGGCAAGGAAAAUUUGUCAAUUUUUUGCCGUCCACACGAGCAAAUAAAACUUGUUAAGGAAAAGUUAAUUGGCCAUCUGUAUAAUUACUGUUUAUAAUAGACCCAUUUUGCACAAUAUCACAGACAUGUCGAACUAACGAGUGACUGGCUGGUAUUAUUGUCAUGCUAAGUGUUAUGUAGAGGUGCAUUAAAGACUUUCUUUUCCAAUUUACAGGAUAUGGCAUCAACAUACGGGACAUUUUAUCGGGUUUUUUGGUCAACCAAGACUUUGGCAUAUUCCAAAUGCGACUUCUAUUCCUUCUACUCCAUUACGACCUUAUGAUAUUGCAGAGGUGAAGACUAAACUGCUUGAUUUGUAGCAUUUCUUAAAGCUACGGUCAAACGACGAUGAUGAAUACUCUCGCUCGUGUUUGACCGCCAACUCUCAUCGACUCUCAUCAACUUUGAGCUGGUUCAAAUUUUGAUGAUAGUUUUCGCCAGGCACUCGUGGUAAUACCAGUCAAAUCUCAUCAACUUUGAGCUGGUUCAAAUUUUGAUGAUAGCUUUCGCCAGGCACUCGUGGUAAUACCAGUCAAAUCUCAUCGUGCAACUCUUAUUUUCGAUUGACCGGGGCAUGAUAGUUGAGAAAACUCUCAUGCAAACUCUCGCGUGCAAACUUUCUUGCUGGUCAAUUAUUGGAAAGUGUUACUGCAGGAGAAAACAGGAGGAUCCUGAGAGAUCCUUCGAUGCUUGGUGGAGUCUACAACUAGAAAAUCUUUCACGUGCAUGUGAUCGAGGCAAAAUUUCAAUCAAACAAUUGAGCCACGGUCACUGAGGGGCACGAUAGGUGCAUUAAGGUUCUAUUGUAGCCAUCAAAACCUCUUGUAACAUAGCAUUGGAAGUUACUAUCCUUCUUGUAGGCUCCAAAGAAAAUGCCACGUCAAGCAAAGUUGGUUAAUAAUAACAAACCCAAGACGAAUCAAACUGUUGAUUGUCCGUUGACGUUCGAUGACGAAAGGUAAUGGCGAGAUUGACUUAUGGUGAAGAGUUAUGUUGAAAUCUAUAUGGGUCAUGAUCUUCUUUGAUCUACUUAGGUGGAGACCGUUCAGAUAUUCCGCGAGAGAUGAGACAAGAAGCACUCAAGAUAAUAAGAAAUUCUUUCACUCUCUUACAAAACCUAGGGUGAGUAGGAACAAAAAUUUAUGAAACACCCCCAAUUAUGAAACACCCCAAAAAGCAUUCUAUGUGCAAUCAUUUUUGGGCAAGACGGGAUAGUUUGACCAGUUAUUUUCAUUCCGCUCAUUGUCGAAAUAAAUUUCCCAUUAUCUACAUUAUCUAGCAUUACAAUUUUCAUUUGGACAGCAGUCAGUCAGGUGUGAACGAUCCUGCAGCCGUGUUUCGAUCUUUGCCCGUUUACAAGGUUAGUUCUUGUUCUAUUUCUCCCAGCCUGCCACGCAGGCUAGUUCUUGCUAUAAACUACUGUUUCAGUAUGCGUACAAGUAUUAGUAAAGGGUGAUUCCAGCUAUACAUGGGCGUACCGGAAGGAAAAAAUUAGGGGGGCGGAAAGAAUGCCAAAAAAAGUUCGGUCAGCGUACCAUUUUAGGGGUCAAAAAAUUUUUCUGACAUACCAAAAUUUUUCGGAACAUCACACAAAUUUUCGAAACAUCACAAAAUUGACCACAAAAUUGACAGAAUUUGUCCCAUUUAUUUUUAUAAUAAACCAAAAUUGCCCGACUGUUGAGUGAAUAUUGCCCGACUGCCCAACAAACUGCGCCGCGUACGCCCAUGCAGCUAUACACGAAAUUUAGAUCUUGGAAAGAACAUUUUAAAAUGAGCAAAAUUGCAAAGUUUGGUUAUGAAUUGUUGUACAAUGAGGAAAAUAUAGUCCUGUGAAGUUCGCAAAUUUUGUAUAUAUUUGCAUUACGCGCGGGAAAAAUAACCAUUUUUGAGCCAAGUGGUUAUUUUUACCGCGCGUAAUACAAAUAUAUACAAAAUUUGCGAACUUCAAAGGGAUAUAUUUUCUUCAUUUUACAACGUGUAGCAACCAAUCUUUGCAGUUUUACUCAUUCUAACACGCUCUUUCUAGCUGCGGUGUUGGAUUUCUUGCCUUGAUCAAGAUUCGCAACCAAACUCAAAAUGCGUCCUUCUUGCCUUGAUCAAAAUUUAGUCUACAGCAGCUGGUCAAUCACCCAUUGUUGAAUGUAUUUUCAGAUUGAUGAACCAGAACGGUUAAGAACACCUGCUGUGAACAGUUCGUCUUGGUUGACUAACCCAAUCACAGGAACUGCCUACGCUGUGAGUAUGUGAUUGCAAAGAUUUGAGCCUUGAGGAAUCUUUGGAAUAAUUAUUGUUUAUUUAAAUUUCUCAGGCUAAUAAACCCAUAGCGACGAUGAGUAACGAACUUUCAAAAAAUCUGGUAAGUCCACCUUUGCCUCGCCUGCUUUUAGGUGUUUUGUGACGGGCUGACCGUCUGCAGGCUAAGUUGAAACUCAAUUUAUCUUUCAGGAUAACUUAAUCAGUCGUUUUCCACAUGCGGUUCACCACAGAAGAUGA